Monopterus albus (swamp eel) is the source of this 4173-nucleotide messenger RNA. It is a transcript of the gene znf710b, whose product is annotated as zinc finger protein 710b. The record is from RefSeq and is a predicted model, not a curated record. Bases 658 to 2733 code for a protein of 691 amino acids. Gene Ontology annotation, molecular function: DNA-binding transcription factor activity, RNA polymerase II-specific; RNA polymerase II cis-regulatory region sequence-specific DNA binding. Lineage: Eukaryota; Metazoa; Chordata; Actinopteri; Synbranchiformes; Synbranchidae. Gene Ontology annotation, cellular component: nucleus. Gene Ontology annotation, biological process: regulation of transcription by RNA polymerase II. The transcript is spliced from 5 exons.
UAUGCGCCUUGUGUUUGGCGACGUCGCUGCCUCCGUGUUUUGGACGGGCGCUUUUCGGUGCGGGGUUUUACGCCGUAACGAAAACAAAUGGUCGAUGUAGGUCAGCAACUACAGUCAGAAUGUCUUUUCUCUUUUACUUCCACAUUCUCUCCUGCCACAAACAGAUGGCGUCGAGAGGGGGAUGGAGAGAAUAGGGAGAGAGACUCAUAAAGGACUAGGGGGCUACACCAGGCCACACACUAGCCUGGGUCUGCCCAUCACUAUCUACACGCACACGCACACGCAGCCCUCUUCAUGCCAAGACACCGGGGGCCACGGUGCUCAGGCCCAUCUUCCACAAAGUUUUCGCUGUUGUCGAGCUUUUCUUUUUUAAAGACACAAACGCAUUCUUUUGCCUGGGGGUGGGGGUGUUAAUGGUUUGUUUGGAGCGGACAAAAGUGUCUACGAUCCGUCAGCUCUGGUGUGUGUGUCAUGUACAGUCGAAGCCACAUCUUGGCCACAACCCUGCGCCGCUGCAGGUAACCUCUAGCCCGGGCUGCUGGAGCUGCUGGCCCCCGGCGCGGACGCGGACCACCGCCAGUCACUGGACCGUCACAGACCACUGACAGGCCACAGGAGGAGGCGAGCCGGCGCCUGGGUAGAUGUGAGCCCAAGGUAAUGGCCAGGCUGGUGGACAUAGGCACACAAACAGAUCCAGUAGUUGUGCUGUCCUUGGCCCAGGCUGCCGUGCUAGGUCUUAUCUCCCAGAAUGAAGUGUUCGGAGCUACCAUUGCACCUAAUGGCUUCUACACUGGUGAACCCAAAGAGUCCCCAGCGCCCCCAGUAGACGGCGUCGACUACGAGUACGCAGACCAGCUUAUCGGAGCCAACGGAGAUUACCUAGGAGACAACUUGGGAGAAGACGGUCAGAUGCAACCCAGCUGCAGUCAGAGGAGGUGGCAGCAGGGGCCUCCUCAGCACCCGGAUGGGAAAAUGGUCGGCCCAGAUCGUCACAGCCUACAAGGCAGUGAUGUAUCCUCGUCCCAUGUAAAAGGGGAAGCGGUGAACUCUGGCAUGUCCUCCUGUGUUCACAUGCUUAACAAUAUGGCUCCUAGAGGUGGUUUAGUACAAGUAGACCCGGCCACCCUCAGAGGUCCCAACAAGAACUGUGCAGAGUGUGAGCGGGAAGCAACUAACCAGCAGCAAGCCAACACGCAUGGUCACCCUCCACCCAACCAGGUGGGCCACAGAGGAGGGGAGCAGGGCCACAGAGGAUUGCAGGCCCAGCGCCCUAUGGGGGGCCACGGUCGAGUCGGCCGAGAGGAUGAAGAAGAGGUAGAACACCAGGGGAAUAACAUGAUGAAGCCCACACAACAGGAGGAAGCCAUCAGCAGCUACUUUCAGACUAGUGAAGUGGGCAGUUAUGAUUCAGGGGAAAUGAGCAUGGGGGGUGAGUACGAAGACGGCAGCCAGAGCAUGAUGUGGACAGAUGGGAGUGGAGGAGGGCAGCACCAGCAGCCGCCGCACCCACAGCCUCCUCGGCGGCACGGCGGCCGCAGAGUCGACCGGCUAGACAUCAACAUCCAGAUUGAUGAAUCUUACUGCGUGGAUGUUGGAGAUGGUUUGAAGCGCUGGAAGUGCCGCAUGUGUGAAAAAUCCUACACAUCCAAAUACAACCUGGUCACACACAUUCUGGGCCACAAUGGCAUCAAGCCGCAUGCCUGUCCACAUUGUGGGAAACUGUUCAAGCAGCCCAGUCACCUCCAGACUCACCUACUAACCCACCAAGGUACGCGGCCCCACAAAUGCACCGUGUGCAAAAAGGGCUUCACCCAGACCAGCCACCUGAAGCGACACAUGCUCCAACACACUGAUGUUAAGCCCUACAGCUGCCGCUUCUGCCGCCGCGGCUUUGCCUAUCCCAGCGAGCUACGAGCGCAUGAGGUGAAGCACGAGCGGGGUCGCUGCCAUGUGUGCUCGCAAUGCGGAAUGGAGUUCCCCACUUACGCCCACCUCAAACGGCACCAGACCAGCCACCAGGGCCCCCACACCUUCCAGUGCACUGAGUGCAACAAGUCAUUUGCCUACCGUAGCCAACUGCAGAACCACCUCCUGAAGCACCAGAGCCCGAGGCCUUACACCUGCUCCCAGUGCGGCCUGGAGUUUAUGCAGCUCCACCAUUUGCGUCAGCACUCUCUCACCCAUAAGGGAAUGAAAGGACACAAGUGUGACGUGUGCUCCCGGGAGUUCACCCUGUCUGCCAACCUGAAGAGGCACAUGCUCAUCCAUAACAGCGUCAGACCCUUCCAGUGUCACGUCUGCUUCAAGAGCUUUAUCCAGAAACAGACCCUCAAGACUCACAUGAUUGUUCACCUGCCUGUCAAGCCAUUCAAAUGCAAGGUAUGUGGCAAGUCUUUCAAUAGAAUGUACAAUCUGCUGGGCCACAUGCACCUCCAUGCUGGCAGUAAGCCUUUUAAGUGUCCUUACUGCACCAGUAAGUUCAACCUGAAGGGGAACCUGAGCAGGCACAUGAAGGUCAAGCAUGGAAUGGACGUUUCACCAGAAGGACAAGAGGUUCUUCCAGAAAUAGAGAGCCAGGGGGAGUAUGAAGGACAGAACUUCACCUUUACAUCACCAGACAAUAUGGACAAUGGUGGCUCCCAAAACCUAACUAAACUCACUACAGCAAACAUGGAGGACAUGGAGGAAUAUUACAAUUUUGGGAAGGAUACGAGCAGCUACACUACACCUUGAGUGGUGAUCGGCCAGAUGACGUGUUUUUUUUUUAUUUUUUAUUUUGAAAUCAGAAGUGAUUGACAGAGUUGUCAUGGCUUUGGGAGACUCUGGGAGAAAGAGUUUUCUUUUAGGUUUGGCCUCCUUGCUAAAGAGCCAGAACUGAAGGACUCUGAUGGGAGGCCAGGAAUGCACUUCAGAGGAGACGUUUCAGCUCUGUGGCUUAGAGAAGAGACACUGAAACUGUUGGCAUGGCUGGGAGCUCCUUUUGGGAUUACGAUGCUAACACGACACAGACUCUUUCUGGUGGACAGUCAAAUCUGUAUGUUGUGUGUAUGUAUCACUUAUUUGAAAAGAAAAAAGAAAACGUUGCAGAGCCAUCAGUUACAUUUGAUGUGAUAGAAAUUUGUUUACUCUUUUGCCAUUUUUGUCAUUCACUAUCAAUGUAUGACCUUAUACACACACAGUAGAUACAUUUGCAACUAAGCUUCCACCUUGUCUGCUACUUACUCAGUGUAUAUCGAAGUUUUUGAUACAUAGUCACAACAUAUUCUUGGGUUUGAAUGCUCUCACUAAACCGUUUCUAAUUGUCCUUCCCGUUCCUGCCCAGCCCUCAGUUUAACAUUUAAACAGAUGAGUCUGUCAGUGCAUUUGUGCUUUUUGCACAGGACUUUGUAGCCUUUGUCUUACCAGGGCACUUAGUACCAAAGUUGCUACUGUUCCAUGUCCCAUGUUGGCCAAUACCAGAAAAUAAUGUGGCCGGCUUGUAAAGCCCUCUCACUGUAUAAAUAAUUCUGCAACAUGCUGUUUGUUUACCCACUUGUUUGUUUCACAUGGUUUAGCUUUACAUUAAUAAUCUCUCUGUGUAGUGAAAUAUACUGCUCUAGUAUUUGAAUUCCCAUGUGAACAAUACAAAGCACUUUUUCACUGAGACUGUCAUUUGCCUCAAGGUGACGAGCCGGGGGAACAGAUAUGCUUUCUCAGUAGGUUCUUUGCAAGCUGAAGUUUCUGUCAUAUGGUUGUUGGUUCAAAUAUGAAAUGGAGAAUGAGCAGUUUGUAUGGAGAAUCAUUAGUUUGGGGUUUUUGUUGUUUGUCGUUUCAACACUUCUAUGUCCAGAACUGGUUUUCACUUUACUUUCAGUUCAGUUAAUUCAGAAAUAUGUUUCCCCUGAAGGGGAUCGACACUGAAAAUGGAUAUUAAAUUGAAUCUGUAGAUUAAAACAUAAUGUGGAGAUCCUGAUUACAUUUUGAGCCUAAAGUAGACUGAAACCAGUUCUGCUAUCUGUAAUUCUGUUUUGGGGAAGACCGUGGGCUCCCUCUGUCCUGCCAUGCAGGUCAGCAUCGAUAUGCACACUAAACUAGAGGAAUGGUCUACUAGCUGUUUUUUCAGAUGAGGAAUAUCAAACUGAGGCCUCAUGGAGAUUGACCAUGAAUUAUUUAAUAAAGGUCAUCUAGUUUAAA